Messenger RNA from Peromyscus leucopus (white-footed mouse), 2199 nucleotides. It is a transcript of the gene Clgn, whose product is annotated as calmegin. Gene Ontology annotation, biological process: protein folding. Gene Ontology annotation, cellular component: endoplasmic reticulum; endoplasmic reticulum membrane. The record is from RefSeq and is a predicted model, not a curated record. Bases 132 to 1979 code for a protein of 615 amino acids. Lineage: Eukaryota; Metazoa; Chordata; Mammalia; Rodentia; Cricetidae. Gene Ontology annotation, molecular function: calcium ion binding. The transcript is spliced from 15 exons.
CUCGCGCAUGCGCAGUUAGCAGUCGCUGCUGGGCGGCUGCCGGCGGGAUCGGUCUGGGGAGACGCAGGGGACCGAGUAGCAGCCAGUCGGACACCUGAGCUGCCGCUGCCGGACACAAGCCCGCAGGACAGAUGGUCAAUAUGCAUUUCCAAGGUGUUGGACUAUGCUUGAGUCUUCUGUUCAUCACUGUCAAUGCAGAAUUUAUGAAUGAUGGUGUUGACGUAGAAGACUUCAAUGAAAAUUCAGAAGAGAGUAAUAUUAAAGAAGAUGAAACUUCCUCAGGGACUAUUAAAUAUAAGACACCUCAGCCUAUAGGAGAAGUGUAUUUUACAGAAACAUUUGACAGUGGAAAGCUGGCUGGGUGGGUCUUAUCAAAAGCAAAGAAGGAUGAUAUGGAUUCAGAAAUUUCCAUAUAUGAUGGAAGAUGGGAAAUAGAAGAGCUGAAGGAAGACCAGGUACCCGGCGACCGAGGACUGGUUCUGAAGUCUAAAGCCAAGCACCACGCAAUAUCUGCCGUCCUCGCCAAACCCUUUGUUUUCUCCGAUAAACCUUUGGUAGUCCAAUAUGAAGUCAAUUUCCAAGAUGGUAUUGACUGUGGAGGUGCAUACAUUAAACUGCUAGCAGACACUGAUGAUUUGAUUCUGGAAAACUUUUAUGAUAAAACAUCCUAUACCAUCAUGUUUGGACCAGAUAAAUGUGGAGAAGAUUAUAAACUUCAUCUUAUCUUCAGACACAAACAUCCCAAAACUGGAGCUUUUGAAGAAAAGCAUGCCAAACCUCCAGAUGUUGAUCUGAAAGAGUUCUUCACAGACAGAAAGACUCACCUCUAUACCCUUGUGAUGAAUCCGGAUGAUACAUUUGAAAUCUUCAUUGAUCAGAAAGUUGUGAACCAAGGGAGCUUGCUAGAGGAUGUGGUCCCACCUAUCAACCCACCCAGAGAAAUUGACGAUCCCAACGACAAGAAACCAGAUGAGUGGGAUGACAGAGCCAAAAUCCCCGACCCCAGUGCGGUCAAGCCGGAGGACUGGGAUGAAAAUGAACCUGCCCAAAUAGAAGACUCAAGUGCUGUUAAACCUGAUGGCUGGCUUGAUGAUGAACCAAAGUUUAUCCCCAAUCCUAGUGCCAAGAAGCCUGAUGAUUGGAGUGAUGACAUGGAUGGAGAAUGGGAGGCACCACGUAUGCCCAAUCCAGCCUGUCAGAUUGGAUGUGGCGAGUGGAAACCUCCUAUGAUAGAUAACCCAAAAUACAAAGGAGUCUGGAAACCGCCAAUGAUCAAUAAUCCUAGCUACCAGGGAAUCUGGAGUCCUCAGAAGAUCCCUAACCCCGAUUAUUUUGAGGAUGACCACCCAUUCCUUCUGACGUCUUUCAGUGCUCUGGGCUUAGAGCUUUGGUCCAUGACUCCCAACAUCUACUUUGAUAAUUUUAUCAUCUGUUCAGAAAAGGAGGUGGCAGACCGCUGGGCCGCAGACGGCUGGGAACUGAAGAUAAUGGUGGCGAAUGCUAACGAGCCCGGUGUGCUCAAACAGCUAACCACAGCAGCAGAGGAGCGCCCGUGGCUCUGGCUCAUGUACCUUCUGAUGGCUGGGUUGCCCAUAGCAUUAGUUACUUCGUUUUGUUGGCCAAGAAAAGUAAAGAAAAAAUAUGAAGACACGGGUCCUAAGACAACUGACAUAUGUAAACCACAGACCAAGGCAGCUCUGGAACAAGGGGCAGAGGAGGAGAAGGCCCCGGAGAAGCCAGAAGAUUUGGAAGAGGAAAAGCAGCCCAGUGAUGGUGACAUGGUCAUUGUUGAAAAGGUAGAGAAAGUUGGUGAACCGGAAGAGAAGAGAGAAGAACAGGAAACCAUAGAAGGGCAGGAGGAAAUGAACAAACUGAAUAAAUCUGGAUCAGAGGACGAGAUGAAAGAAGCCGACGAGAGCACAGGGUCUGGGGACGCACCGGUGAAGUCAUUACGCAAGAGGAGGGUACGCAAGGACUGACGUGUGUCAAGUAUUUCAAAUCCCCGAGAGACGGAGCUGGCAUUCUACAGUUAGCGUGCCCAAAAGGACAGUGAAUCCAUCUGCACAAACUCUUUCUAAAUAUCUAGCAAUGUUACUUUUUCAGAUACUUCUUUCUUUCUUUCUUUUUGUGGGGGGAAAGUAACUUUGAAGUUAACUGGUCUUUGAAUUUAGAAUAAAAGAAAAGUGGCACAUUACAUGA